Molecule: messenger RNA, 1341 nt
Organism: Schizosaccharomyces osmophilus
Lineage: Eukaryota; Fungi; Ascomycota; Schizosaccharomycetes; Schizosaccharomycetales; Schizosaccharomycetaceae
Gene: apm4
Product: AP-2 adaptor complex mu subunit Apm4
Exons: 3
Coding region: 1-1341 (446 amino acids)
Biological process (GO): intracellular protein transport; clathrin-dependent endocytosis
Cellular component (GO): AP-2 adaptor complex; cytoplasmic vesicle
Molecular function (GO): clathrin-cargo adaptor activity
Source: RefSeq, a predicted model, not a curated record
AUGAUUUCGGGUGUCUUCUUUUUCAACUUGAAAGGCGACAAUAUCAUUUGCCGGACAUAUCGACAUGACUUGAAGAGGCAUGUAACUGAUGUUAUCCGUAUUCAUGUACUUGCGAAUCCUGAAUUACGGACUCCAAUUGCAGCGUUUGGAUCCACUAGUUAUACCUAUGUUAGACACGAAGAUUUAUAUAUUGUUACGGUUGCAAAAGGAAAUCCAAAUGUAAUUAUAUUACUGGAAUUCUUAGAGCGUUUAGUUGAGGUACUGUCUCGAUAUUUUGACAAGGUUAAUGAAAGUACCAUUAAGGAAAAUUUUGCGUUUAUUUACGAAUUGCUGGAUGAAAUGGUUGAUUUUGGAAUUGUGCAAAUGACAGAACCCCAUGCACUUGCUCGGACUUUGACUAUUAGCCCGACGAAAAAGAAAGAAUCCUCCAUUUUAUCAAUGAAACGCUCUACCUCUUCCCAAACCGUCACUAGUCAUCCAAUUGACCAAUCCAAGUCUGUACCCUGGAGAAGAGCAGGUAUAAAGUAUCGUAGUAACACAAUAUAUCUCGACGUCGUGGAGCGAUUAAACCUUCUAAUUAGCUCUACAGGUAAUACUUUACGAUCCGACAUUUCUGGGUCUGUGCAUAUGCGAGCUUUAUUAUCAGGGAUGCCGGAGUGCCAAUUUGGCCUUAGCGAUAAACUUGACUAUAAACUGAAGUAUAACGACAAUCGACAAAAAUCUUUGCGUUCACAGGAUGAUUCCACAACUUCUGAAGGUAUCACGCUAGAAGACUGCCAAUUUCAUCAGUGCGUGAGGCUUCCGGAAUUCGAAAAUGAACGCAAGAUAUCUUUUAUCCCUCCGGAUGGUGAGGUUGAACUUAUGAGUUAUCGCUGCCAUGAAAAUAUCCAUGUGCCUUUUCGUAUACAUCCAAUUGUUGAACAAUUGUCGAAACAAAAAUUAAUCUACAGGAUUAGCAUCCGCUCGAGCUAUCCUCACAAGCUUUCUACGUCUCUUAAUCUUCGAAUACCUGUUCCGGAAAACGUAGUAAAAGCAAACCCUAGAGUCAAUCGAGGGAAAUCUGGCUAUAAGCCUUCAGAAAACAUAAUCGGCUGGAAUAUUCCUUACUAUUUGGGGGAGAUGGAUCUAAUCUUUUAUGCUGAAGUCGAGUUAUCAAACACUACUAACCAGCAACAUUGGUCUCGUCCUCCCAUUUCUCUUGACUUCAAUAUCCAAAUGCUCGCCAGCUCAGGAUUAAAAGUACAAUACUUGCAUGUGCAAGAACCAUCUAAUAAUAAAUACAAAAGCAUUAAAUGGGUUCGCUACGCGACACGUGCAGGCACCUGCGAAAUUCGGUUUUAG